Messenger RNA from Bufo gargarizans (Asiatic toad), 1330 nucleotides. RefSeq names its product SLX9 ribosome biogenesis factor (gene SLX9). The record is from RefSeq and is a predicted model, not a curated record. Gene Ontology annotation, cellular component: preribosome, small subunit precursor; 90S preribosome; nucleolus. Bases 37 to 726 code for a protein of 229 amino acids. Gene Ontology annotation, biological process: maturation of SSU-rRNA from tricistronic rRNA transcript (SSU-rRNA, 5.8S rRNA, LSU-rRNA). Lineage: Eukaryota; Metazoa; Chordata; Amphibia; Anura; Bufonidae. The transcript is spliced from 6 exons.
GUGGUGACGCGGCUCUGACUUCCGGGACUAGAAAGUAUGGUAGGGAAAAUAAAGCAUGUUCGGCAGAAGCUGCAUGUGGCGGCUGUUAGAGUUGAUUCAUCGGGAGAAAAUGCCCCUGUGGCCCCGGACUACAAGCUUCCCGGCGCCGCCGAGGUGGUGGCUCCGCUGUCCUGGGGCAAGCCGAUGGGAGGAAAGGACUGGGCAUUAGUUUCUUCAGAUAUCUUCGCAUCAACUAAGAUUGAGCCUGAAAAUUUGACUCAAAAGUUAGAAGUGGAAACAAAGAGUUCAGUUCCUGUCAAAAAAGAAGAGAAAAUAAUUCUGUCCAAGAAGGAAAAAACGAAGCAAAGGCGAGAAAAAUGGUUAGAGAAAAUCGAGUCCUUGAAACUGGCUCAGCAGGAAAAAAAAGCACAGGCCAAGAGAAAAGCUACACCAGUCGUUGGGGACCUGCAAGCCCUCGUAGAUGCCUUACCCGAACUGUCAGAACUCACCUCUGCUAGCAGACCCAAAGCGCCUAGGAAGCAGCCUAAGGAGGCUGUAAGGAAGAAGAAGCCAGAGCCAACUGAUUACAGCAAGAUGAGGCCUGGACAGAAACGCAAAAUUAUAGAAGAAGAAAUUUCUCGUUUUCAGGAGGUGGUCAAAAGCCCUUCCUACAAGGCCAACCCACUAUCUGCUGUGACUGAGCACCUAAUGAAACGAAUGAAGGCAGAGCAGGAGGGUCCUAGCUAACCUCCGACAGUGCUGCACAGUUCACCCAGACCUGAAAUCUAACUGAAGAAUCUAAAGAAGUUCCAGGCCAAGGGAUAAACAAUAUGUCAACUUAUAUUAAAAGACAGGCUACAUCGGGUAAACUCUAAUGAAGUGCACUGGAAUUUCAGUAAUGUGUAUUGUCAAAAACAUCUGGCUGCUGUUGACAAGGAUUGCCGUAUGCUGAAUCCAGUGAAAUAUGUAUGAGAUGAACGCUCUCCAUGUGCUUUACAUUUGAGAGUUGGAUCAAGGUAGAAAUAAGUCCAUUUGAUAUUGCUUGCAUCAGUUGUUCUUGGUUUGAGUACAAAGAAACCCUUCUGCCCAACGUAUGUAAGACCUAAUUGUAUUGGAUUUGACUAUUUGCAUUAUUGAAUAAAUCUUAAAACUACAAAUGUUAUUUAAUGUCCAUGAACUGCAAGUUCUUAGCCAAAUGCAUGCAAGACUUCAGGUCUAACGUACAGGAGAACCCUGCGCUCCUACUGAGAGUUGAAGGAAAUAUUUCAUUUUGUAAAUUCUGUGAUCCAUUGGGCAACCAAUUAGCAAAUUUAGGAAAGUAAUUUAAUAAAUUUGUACUAUAUGAAUCUGA